Molecule: messenger RNA, 706 nt
Organism: Aspergillus ruber CBS 135680
Lineage: Eukaryota; Fungi; Ascomycota; Eurotiomycetes; Eurotiales; Aspergillaceae
Product: F1F0 ATP synthase subunit f
Exons: 4
Biological process (GO): proton motive force-driven ATP synthesis
Source: RefSeq, a predicted model, not a curated record
UUUGCCCAAGAUGAGCUACAUCGCCCGCCGCGGUCUCUCGACCUUGAUCCCUCCCAAGCCAGUUACCCUCGAUAAUCCUCCGGGACGCACCCCCGCAGAAUUGUUUCCCGUCCUUUCCCACACUCCGAAAUUCAAUAUUAUACACCCGCUCAUUGCAAUAACUGACAUUGGAGAAAAGGCGAUUGGUGCCGCUCAGGAUGCUGCCCGUAUGGAGCGUGUCGUGAACUUCUACGCCCGCCUCCCCCGUGGCGCUGCUCCUGAGGUCAAGCCUACCGGCCUCAUUGGACGCUACCAGGCCCGCUACUUCAGCGGCAAGAACGCCUCUGCUGCGCCCCUUGCCCACGCCAUCGGUGGUAUCCUGAUCAUCGGAUACAGCAUGGAGUACUACUUCCACCUCCGUCACCACAAGAACCACCCUCACUAAACUUUUCAAUUUUGACGUUUGCCAGGUGUGGUGGAUUUGAUGUAUAUAACACCAAGCCUUGAAUCAAGCCAUGUAGAGGAGGAAUCACCUCAUGUCUCAUUAUUCCUAUGUCACGAGGGUUGAUUACAGAAAGAAUUACCCGUAGCUUGUCGGUCAUCUUACCCUUCCAUAUGUUGCCGAAAUGUGUGUUCGCGGUGGUCAUAGGAGAAUUACACACAACCACCGCCAGAGAAAAAGCGAAAAAAAAUUAUACAGACAGAAGCUCCUCACCCUGUAGAGUAA